AUGUCCGAUCCUCGCCGCGUCGCUCUGGUCACCGGUGCAUCCCAGGGCCUCGGGAAAGCCAUCGCGCUGCGUCUCGCCAAAGACGGCUUGCACGUCAGCCUCAACGACAUCGCAUCGAAGGCCGAUGCGCUCAAGGAGGUCGCGAGUCUCGUUGAGCAGCAUGGGGUGCGCUCUGCUGUCUUCCCCGGAGACGUCACGCAGGAGAGCGAUGUGAAGGCCAUGAUCGAUGGUACGGCGGAUGCGCUUGGCGGCUUCGAUGUGGUGUCCAUCGUCGAGCAGGCUCUAUCCGCUGGCGCUCACUCGUACACAGAGUCGGUCGCGGACUUCAACCGCGUCUCAAAUGUGAACAUAACAGGAUGCUUCCUCUGCUAUCAGUACGCAGGGCGCAAGAUGAUUGAGAAGGGCCAUAGACAAGGGCGUAUCAUUGGCGCUUCCUCGCAUUCAGGGAAGCGACCCGCGACCGGCCAAACGUCCUAUGUAGCCACCAAGUACGCCGUUCGGGGUCUAACCUCGUGUACAGGUAUGCUCCUACCAUAUUCCAAGAUCAUGUACGCACCUGACCGCAUCGCAGCGCUCAACCUUGGCCCUCACGGUAUCACUGUCAACGCGUACGCACCGGGGAUGAUGGAGACCGCGAUGGGCAUGGACGUCGUCGGUGGACAUACCCUAGUGAAGUGGGCCAACCAAGUCCCCAUGCGUCGACACGGCACGCCGGAAGAUGUCGCCAACCUGGUCUCCUUCCUAGCAAAGGAGGAUACUAGCUAUAUCACAGGUAGACUUCCGUCUAUAUCCGUCGACGGCGGUGCCGCCAUGGAUUAG
Messenger RNA from Schizophyllum commune H4-8, 819 nucleotides. RefSeq names its product NAD(P)-binding protein. The transcript has 7 exons. NCBI's taxonomy places the organism in Eukaryota, Fungi, Basidiomycota, Agaricomycetes, Agaricales, Schizophyllaceae. The record is from RefSeq and is a predicted model, not a curated record. The coding region runs from base 1 to 819 and encodes 272 amino acids. Gene Ontology annotation, molecular function: oxidoreductase activity, acting on the CH-OH group of donors, NAD or NADP as acceptor.